GGGUCUUCAUUUCCGGGAGAAGCCCGUCUUGCCGGUAGCGGGCUGUGUUGGGGGAGUUUGCUGCUGCUUUCUGGUCCGGUGGCUCGCUCCGGGAAAGCCAGGCAUGAAGAUCACGAGGCAGAAACACGCCAAGAAGCAUCUUGGCUUCUUCCGCAACAAUUUUGGUGUCCGCGAGCCGUACCAGAUCCUGCUGGACGGCACCUUCUGUCAGGCGGCUUUGCGGGGCCGCAUCCAGCUGCGGGAGCAGCUGCCCCGCUACCUCAUGGCAGAGACUCAGCUGUGCACCACCAGAUGUGUGUUAAAAGAGUUGGAGACAUUGGGAAAGGACUUAUAUGGGGCAAAGCUGAUUGCACAAAAAUGCCAGGUUCGAAACUGUCCCCAUUUCAAGAAUUCAGUGAGUGGAUCAGAAUGUCUGCUUUCCAUGGUUGAAGAUGGGAAUCCUCACCAUUAUUUUGUGGCAACACAGGAUCAGAAUUUGUCUAUGAAAGUAAAGAAAAAGCCCGGAAUUCCUCUCAUGUUCAUUAUUCAGAACACUAUAGUCUUGGACAAACCUUCUCCAAAAACAAUUGCAUUUGCUAAAGCAGUAGAGUCAGGUCAUCUUGUCUCAGGGCAAGAGAAACAAAGUAUCAAGCAGCUCAAAGAGGAACAGGGUUUAGUAAAAGACCCUGAACAGAGAAGAAAAAAAAAGCGCAAGAAAAUAAGUGGCCCUAAUCCUCUUAGCUGUUUGAAGAAAAAGAAAAAACCACAGGAUACAAACUCAUCUGCCUCUGAAAAGAAAAGAAAAAGAAAAAGAAUCCGAAAUAGAUCUACCUCAAAAGUACUUUCUGAAAAGCAGAAUUCAGAAGGAUUAUGAGUCCUUUGGAUACUUUUAAAGACAUGCAAAUAUGAAAAGGAAUUUCUUUUUGAAACUGGAAGUACAUACAUUAAAAGACUAAACUUAUUUUUAUAAAUGAAUAUUGACCCACAAGUCUUUGUAUAAAAUUAUUUGUAAAAAAACAAA
Kogia breviceps (pygmy sperm whale) is the source of this 1000-nucleotide messenger RNA. RefSeq names its product UTP23 small subunit processome component (gene UTP23). Gene Ontology annotation, cellular component: small-subunit processome; nucleolus. Gene Ontology annotation, molecular function: small ribosomal subunit rRNA binding. The record is from RefSeq and is a predicted model, not a curated record. Lineage: Eukaryota; Metazoa; Chordata; Mammalia; Artiodactyla; Physeteridae.